Messenger RNA from Megalobrama amblycephala (Wuchang bream), 2819 nucleotides. RefSeq lists its product as uncharacterized. Lineage: Eukaryota; Metazoa; Chordata; Actinopteri; Cypriniformes; Xenocyprididae. The record is from RefSeq and is a predicted model, not a curated record. The transcript is spliced from 7 exons. The coding region runs from base 469 to 2067 and encodes 532 amino acids.
CUUUUCUUAACUUAAAUUCCUCAUCAUAAGUAAUCCACCUAAGUAUUCCAAUUUCUUUCUCCAAUUUGAGAUGUUUAACAAUAGAAUGCCAAACCUUCAAUGAGAAUGUGUACCUGGAUAUUACUUUGUCCCCCAUAUGUACCUGCACUCUUAAAAAUUGCUGUUAAUUUACGGCAAAAUUUUAACAGUAUAAUCCUGUUAUAUUAAAAAGCAGCACAUUGCUGUUUUUUUACGGUUGGUGAAAUGACGUAGACAAAUGUAAACAGCAUUUUCCCGUAUUUAUUCCACGAAGGAAAGAAAACAGUACUUAACAGUAUUUUUGGAACUGAAAACUGCAGCGAGCACAUGCAACGAGCACAUUUUCAUCCGUCUUUACACUGAUAUAACCGUGCCAAACCGUCAACGUGCAAUCUGCGUCACAGAGUGGAGCUGGAUUUCUGAUUCAGAGAUUUCCCGAUUACAAGUGCAAUGAGCACUGUGAAUGAAGAUCUGAGGGGCAUCAUCCUCAGCACUUUGCCAAGAAUUUCUAACGACACUCUACAGGCAUUGAUAGACAAGCUAUUAAACUCCGGUCUGGAAUCUACACAAGACCUGAAAUAUGUGACUAAAGAAGAUAUUGGUGACCUACUGCCGGUCAUUCAACUACGGAAGCUUCUGGAAGCAUUUAAAAAAGAGACAGAGAUGGUCACUUUGGACCUACAAAUUCUUCCUUCCCCUACACCAGCAGUCAGCUUGCCUUCAGACCUUCCUUGCUCCAGUGCAUCAAGUGAACUCUCAAAUCAAGAAUCCAGCAGCUCCGAAGACUGCAGUCCAUCCGCCCAAAUAAAAAAAACAUGGCCAGAUACUUUUCAGAUUCCUUGGACUGCAAUGCCUAUGGACAUUCGUUCAGCAGUGACUGAUGGCAAGAGACCUUCACCAGCAGCACGGCGACAAAUGGUCAGAGUUUUGGCAGAUGAGAUGAGGAAAUAUGAGCUAAACCCAACACGCGGACAAUGUGUCACAGUCUGCCGAAACAUCAUCCGCCAGUAUCCUCAAAGUUUUGCUGAUCUCCGUGACAAUGGUCAGGUACUAGGAAAUGGUUAUACCUCACUGUUAAUUCAAAUUAAAAAUCGAAUUGAAAAUCUGAACCGCACCACCAGCUUUCGCCAACACCGUUCAUCUGGUGAUGGACUAAAGAGAGGGCCUACUGAUACAUAUGGCUGCACCAGAUUCCAGCCUGAUCUCCCACCAGAGGAGACAGAUGCAACCGUAGAGCAGAAACGUCAGCGGCUGGAGGAGAUAUACUGUCGAGAUGGAAUAAAUGGGGUUGAAAGAGCAGAAGUUAAGCAACUUAUGGAAACAACCUUUUGCCUCCAGCGGAAGCAAAUAAACAUAUUACCAGCACCCACCAUCAGUGAUUUAAGAAAGCAGUGGCCAUACCUUUUCACUCCGAAAGGGCUUUAUGCUCAUUUUGAGCUUCUAACUGACAUCAAAGUUAUGCGUGCACUUGAGCUUGCCAUUGAAGAAUGUGGAAGAGCCAUUGUGGAGUUCUUCAGCAACAAACCCACCAAUGCAGAUGUCAGGGCAGUCAUUUCUCUGCGGCCAGACCUCGAGCUUUCCUUCUGCAUCAUCCAACUUCUAAUGGCUCACUUCUCUGAGACUCAGGAAGGGCUGAUCCUUUUUGCAAAUGCAUCUUCCACUGCAGCUGAUGUAGAAAGGACACUAGAACUACCUGCAACUCCUCGACUGAUACUCCUUGGUGAAAAACCAGGAAGCUGCAUUCAUAAAUGGAUGAUUAGUUUUGAGGGGCAAAUAAUCUGUGAGGGCAUCACGCCAAGUUUUCUGUCUGGACUUGCUGCUGUGUUUUCUACUUUCUACAAUUUCAAUGUGGAGUACCAAGCUGAGGCUGCAUCCACGUUGGAAUUCAUUCAGAGGCGCUUCAUUGGAAUAAAUCCUGAAAAAGGCACCAAGGGUGGACAAGUCUUGUCGAAGCGGACAGGGAAGGUCGCCCACAAAAAGAAAUCAGUGAACACUCGGGUUGCCAGUCUUCUUAAGAAGCUAAUGGACUUUGAGUGGGACUUCAUAUAAGUGAACCCACUCAUUCACUAACAUACCACAUACACACCUUACACAUAUUCUACAAAAACAACAAAAACAUGCUUUUAGUGUGUUAGUCGCACAAUUUUUUCAGGUGUUCAUUUUUGAAUACCUACAUCUUUCUUCAUUCAGUAAUUCUUAUUCACUAAUAAUUCAGUAUUUCUUAAUCACUCAGUAGUUCUCUGAGCCACUCAUUUAGUUUUUUCUGUUAUAUAAAUAUUUUGUUUAUUCAGUUAAACAUAUUCUGAAGCUUAAGUUUUAGCCAUUCAAAUUGCAUCAGCCACUAAUUUUGAGAAUAUUGUGUGAUUAAAGUGGCUUUUUUUUUCCAAGUUUGUCAAAGUUUUAAUAAAGCACAUUUUGAAGUUACACUGCAUUGUGUUAAAUGUGUAAUGUUUCAAAGGAUAUAUUUGUACAUUGUACUAAAACAUGGUUUUAAAGCUACACUUCUAAGGGGAAAUAUCUAGAAAAAUAAUUCCACCUUUUUUUCUUAGCAGUUAAUUUCUCAAUAUAAUAACAUAUUUGUAGCUUACAGUUAAAAAGUGCAAAUAAACAUUAAUUAACUGUUAAUGCUUUUGACAGUAAUUUACUGUUAAUGUAGAAAAUAACAGCUUUAUGCUGUAUUUACAAAAACAGUAACAAACUGUAAAUUUCAACAACAGCAAGACACUGUUAAUUUAACAGUAACUUGCUGGCAACCGUGCUGCCAGUUACUUACUGUUUUUUAACAGGACAAUUUUUAACAG